CCCCCCUUCUCUUCGGUCUAUGCUCUUUGCUUCUUUUGUGCUUCUUGUGCGCUCAACCAUCCAAGGAGUUCUUCGGAUCGCCUAUCGUCUUUGGUAUCUUUCCAACUCAACCUGUCACCGCCUGGUGAUCCACUGAUUCAAAAUGACCUCCCGUAUUGACAAGACUAUUGCUCGACAACGAGAAAAGAUCGCAUCCGGGGCCUACUACGAAGCUCAUCAGCAACUGCGGGUCAUCGCCGCGCGGUACAUCAAGCAAGCGAACUACGAUGCGGCAGCGGAAAUACUGGCAGGCGGUGCCACUGCGCUCUUAAGGGCCGGAUCCCAGCAGGGUGCUUCUGCCAGUGGUGGGGAUCUGGCUAUUAUGCUGGUGGUCGAGGUCUACGUAAAGGCGGGCUGGGAGAUUACUGGAGGCAAUGAUGAUACGGAGGGGCGGGCUCGGAAGAAGCGCCUCAUCGAACUUCUAUACGAAUUCCCGGCCGAGGAGCCCACGCGAAAGAGGUUCAUUCAUGAAAUCAUCGGCUGGAGUGGCCGGUUCGGACCCUUGGAAAGAGGGGACGCCGACUUGCAUCAUGCCGCUGGAUCGGUAUACGCUGAAGACCACGAGCCCUAUGAUGCCGAGAAGCAUCUCAUCUUUGGUACAUCGGAAUCCGCGGAGACCCUCGCGAAGCUCGAGUAUGAGUGGUACACCCAAGACGAACCGCAUACCGCCGCAAUUUAUGCAUCCCGUGCCGUAUUCCCAUACCUCUUGAUUGGAAACCUCCGCAGCGCCAACAAAGCCUUCCUCAUCUUCACGUCCAAGCUCUCCUUGAAUCCCGCACUCAGUGUGCAAGAGGUCAGCAGCGCUAGCUCUGACGCACGUGUCUUCCCAGCAUUGCCUUUGCUUAAUUUUAUAAGCAUGCUGCUUCUCACGAUCCAGCGCGGCAGUCCGGAUCUGUUCAAACAGCUGACCGCGCAUUAUGCGUCCCAAAUCCAAGAUGUCGGCAUCUGGGACGAUGCGCUGGCCCAGCUGGGUGAGCAAUAUUUUGCAAUCAAGAUCCCGAGACAGAGCAACCCCCUGCUGGAUAUGAUGGGCAGUAUGUUUUUCGGUGGCGGUCAGAACAAUGCCGGUGCGCAGCGGGGAACGCAGGGUAGAGGGACACCGAAGAAGGUAGAAGCGCCCCCGACGAGCAUGGAGCUGGAUUAGGAGGUUGGUGGAUAUUUUAGCGCAAUGUAGAUGAAUGCAAGGUGGACAUAUUAUAUCGGUCAUGCAUAAUGAUGGGCAUAGUCGGAAUGAAACCAUUAGACCCUCGUGUCGACUUCAGCUUCGUACAUCC
Molecule: messenger RNA, 1313 nt
Organism: Aspergillus heteromorphus CBS 117.55
Lineage: Eukaryota; Fungi; Ascomycota; Eurotiomycetes; Eurotiales; Aspergillaceae
Product: protein GET4
Exons: 4
Coding region: 143-1183 (346 amino acids)
Biological process (GO): protein insertion into ER membrane
Cellular component (GO): TRC complex; cytosol
Molecular function (GO): protein binding
Source: RefSeq, a predicted model, not a curated record